AUGGACCUCCAACACGAACCAAAAGAAGAAGACAGUCAAGAACAACAGCAAGAAGUGGACCAAGAGACCACCUUACAAGAUGCCUCCGUCUUAAUCGAUAGCCAGCUUGCGGCCGGCCGGUCACCUGCCGAUAUUGUCAAGAGGUUUCGGACAUCACGGACUGCUCGCGCCGACUAUACACCAGAGCUACUUGUAUCAGUGGCGGCCACCAGUGACGGCAAGUGUGUGGUCAACUGCCAUCGAUGUUACCGACUUAAGAAGAAGUGUCUGCGGGAGUUUCCACAGUGCCAGUACUGUUUAAAGACAAAUCACGACUGCUUUUAUGUGGACCGCAAAAGAGCGAAGAAGAACUUUAGUUCAGAGUAUUUCCCAUCAACAUCGACAACUACCAAGGUGGGUGGUGAAGAUGGCGGUGAAGGUGACGGCGAAAGUGAAGCUAUGACUGACUCCACCCAAAUGGCUCCUGAGUCAAGCGCGGCUUCGCCCGUGAAAUCGCUGUCUCUAAAUCCCACUAGCUGCACAAGAUGCUCGCGGCUUAAAAGACGGUGCCUGCGAUCUUUGCCACAGUGUCGGCAUUGUGUUCGCACCAGCAACGAAUGCGUGUACGACAAAAAUAAAAAAUACCGGGUGCUCAGUUUCGACCAGCUCGUGCAGGCGGCUGCUGCCGCCACCGCCAGAGCUAGUGAGACAUCGCAGUCGGGUGCCAACUCCCACGAAGCAAGUGACGAGUUCACACAAAUUGACCCGCACGUUCCGCUGGCUUCUGCUUCUGUAAGCACCAACGAGGGUACCAGUACCCACCCCUUUAAAAAGAGCCGCCUGCGCUCGGAAGAAGAGCUCAUCAAUAUCAAAUCGUUUGGGGCCGAUGCCCUGCUCCCGUCCACUUUUAUCGAUAAUUUCUUCUACAACUACGAGUAUACCUACCCGGUUGUCCACAAGACUGAGAUGGAGGCCGAGCUCCGGCAGAUUGAUUUUGCAAGCGAGGCCCUUGUCAACUUGAAGAUGUAUGUGGUGCUUAGUAUCGGCUGCUUGGUGUAUGAUUCAAUCAACCGCACCGAUCAGUUUGCUGAGUAUUUCAACGAACAUCUCCUCGAGUCUGUGGCGGACUCGGUGGAAAACCCCAACCCAGACGUUGCAAAUGUGGCGUUGGCUGCCCUUGUGGCGUUGUACUAUGUGAACCGCAAACGGUUUAACCAGUCGUGGAAUAUGGUGGGGGUUCUCACCCGUCUAAUGAUCAAAUUCGACCUCUACAGACGUAAAGGUGUAUAUGCCGAUAUUUUCUGGACGGUGUAUAAUUUGGAUAAGGAUUUGAGUUUAAUUCUUGACAAGCCCAGCCAGCUUCCAGUGGACUCGAUCAUCGAGGCACCAGUUCCACAAGAUGACCUCACUCGUAAGUUCAACGAACUUUAUCGUCUUGAGAAUAAGAUCAAUAACUACAAGUUGUCGUUGAAAACUUCCAGAGGUGAAGAUACCACUGUCAGGAUUAUCUCAAACGAAAUUGAGAAUUGGCGAGUAUCUGUGAGCAGCUUGCUCCAUGUCCAUUUCUUUGACUCCACCAACCUUCAGGAGUUCACCACAUUGGUCAACUUGAACUAUUUCUACUUGUGCAUCGAGCUAGACGAACUUGCAGACGUCAAGUCACUGCAAUUUAUGCUCCAGUUUCUCUCGCAAUACUUCGCAUUGACGUUAAACGAGAAGCAGAAGUCGAUGGUGGGGCUUUCAAUCAACAACUUGAUGUACUACCAGAAGCUUCUCAAGGUCAUCCGCUACAAUGCUCUCAAUGUGAUUUCAGACAGGAAGUCUCAAGGCUACGUGGAGAAUUUGCAGAUUGUAUUGAACUUGUUGAAGUAUAUGUCCAGUUACUGCGAUGUAAGCGUUUUGGUGAGCCUCUGCCAGCACCUCAGUGACGUAAGAGAUAGCGACGAAGCCCGCGCAACCGUGAACACCAUCGUGGCCAAAACCACCCCCAUCCCCUCGAUAUGA
Molecule: messenger RNA, 1983 nt
Organism: Yamadazyma tenuis ATCC 10573
Lineage: Eukaryota; Fungi; Ascomycota; Pichiomycetes; Serinales; Debaryomycetaceae
Source: RefSeq, a predicted model, not a curated record